AUGGGUGUUAUACAAAUGGAGGCAUCGGUUUUGGGCGAUUCAAUUGGUGUCGAGGAUUGGCGUCAAAGAGAGUCCAAAGAGUUGUCAGAAUUGGUUCAAAAUAGGAUUCAUGAACUCCAGAAUCCGUCGGUUAAACAAUGCAUUUCACGGCAAACAAUACUCUGUAAUCUGACAAACAGUUAUGGCUUUUCGUCGGGUUUAAGUGAUAUAGUUUGGUGUCUAAUCGCCGGCUAUUACUCCAACCGUACAGUCGUUUUGCUCUCUAAACGAUACCAUUAUUUGAAUGAAGGCUCGCAAAAGUGGACGCAUUUUUUCCAACCUCUUAGCGAUACUUGCGAUGAAAGUAUGUUUGAAAACGUCUCAUCCGGUCACUCGACGUCUAAUCCAUUAUUUACCAAAAUCUAUUGGCAAGAGAAUAGUGGCCAUGCAUUCCAACCCAUUGGUCUGGUGGUUGGCCUUCACGUGAGGCGGACCGACAAGAUUGGCGUUGAGAGCAGUUUUCAUAACGUAAGCGAAUAUAUGGUUCACAUCAAAGACUUUUACGAUGGCAUCGGUUUAUUGAACGACACGAUUGAACGGAAGGUCUAUUUGGCGACUGACGACCCGCUGGUGUGGAGAGAAUGUGUCGACAAUUACCCCAACUAUAGAUUCAUUGGUAACCAAAGAGCAGCAGUUUAUACAUCAAAAUUGAAGACCAGAUAUAACGCCAAUUCAUUUCUUCAGCUUAUAAUUGACAUCUAUUUAGUCUCACAAACAGAUUAUAUCGUCUGUACAAUGAGUUCGGGUGUAUGUCGAGUGGCGUAUGAAUUGAUGCAAAACAACUACUUUGACGCCGGCUUUAAAGGCCAGUCCAUUGAUCUGCCCUUUCAUUACGAGACAGCGUUCAACUCUCCCCGAGUUGUCGUAUAUAACCACUUCUCGUCAUCAGACAAACAGUGGUCUCUUAAGACCGGAGAUAUGAUGUACUCGAGGAAUGGCGAAGACUUCUUGAGUCAGGCGAGGAAUGGCAAGAAAUACGACUCUUAUUAUUACGGGACGGACGCCGACAAAACUGAUUACCGAUUAUAUCCCGCGUAUAAAACACUACAAAAAAUCUAUCUCUUUUAA
Molecule: messenger RNA, 1107 nt
Organism: Medioppia subpectinata
Lineage: Eukaryota; Metazoa; Arthropoda; Arachnida; Sarcoptiformes; Oppiidae
Source: the annotation of a GenBank genome assembly